Molecule: messenger RNA, 489 nt
Organism: Paramuricea clavata
Lineage: Eukaryota; Metazoa; Cnidaria; Anthozoa; Malacalcyonacea; Plexauridae
Source: the annotation of a GenBank genome assembly
AUGACGGACGAAACAGAGAGCUCGUAUGCAAAUGAAGAUGAACUUGAGGUCAUUCAACCGUCACUAAAAGCAAAUUUGGACGCAGAAGGAACAAAACGAAAAGCAGAAUCGAUAGAGGAAUGGCUUGCGACGCAUUCUUUAUCGGAGUUUUGCUCAACGAUGCAGGCAUUUGGAAUCACAGAGGUGUCACAUUUGCAAGACGUUAAUACAGAAGGGGAUGCGCAAUCUGAAUUCGGAAUGUCAAGGUUUCAAGCCAGAAGACUUCUUCGAGCAUUCCAGGAAUGGAAGAGUCAGCAGGAAAAAGCUAUAAAGCGGCGACCGGUUGAUUCUUCGACCCACGAUGCUGGCUCGAGUUUUAAAUCUAACAACAAAUCAGUAGUUGUCACACUUCCGCCGGCAUUCCAAGGAUACUUCGGCACCCGAGACGGGGGGAAAAGCAUCAUUGUCAACUGUGCAAUGUUGAAAAAGAAGUGGACUUCUUUAUGGUAA